AUGGCAAACCUUGUAAAAUCAAACACAGAAGGAAAAUUACAGCUUGCCGAUAUUGACGAAUUUGGAUUGCCUAUCCAAAACUUGAACCAGUCCGCGCAGCCGAACAACGAUGAACUUCCAGACCCUGAGAAUCAGAUGAAAACUGCGAAGGAAAGCACACAAGAGUCAAGCUUAUCGAAAAACGACGAAGCAGCGUUUGCUACCACAUCCAACAUAAUUUUACAGUCGACUCAGAAGGAACGUGUUUCGCAAUCCACAUCUACUAUUAGUCUCUCCAAUAUAGCGAAAGAACUCCCAACGAUGGAUCCUCCCGACAUAUCAGAGAAUCCAAACAAGCCCCAGUCACAAGACUUAGAGGCUUCAAACAGCCACAAGCGCGGGUCAAGCCAGGGGGCUUUCGUUUCGGAAUGGUCACAUCAACGUAUUGCUGUAGACGAGGAUGAGGUCAAUGAAGAUGACAACCUUGAUGAAGAUGACUGGAAAGAUAUGCCUGCUUUGGGGGGAUUUGAUGUUUAUGACGAUUAUGGCAGGAUUGUUGCUCGCGGAGCACCCCAGGAAGAUGAUGCAGCUGUAUAUCAGGGGUUGGGGGGUGCCGGGAAAGGAUACACUAGGGUCCAGAUUGACGAAGAUGCACAGUCAGUCACCAGUCUAGAUGACGAUACGAAAUACCUUUUCAAGGAGCCAGAAAGCAACGCAAUUGGGGUUGAAGAAGAACAACGAGAUCCUCUCGCACAAUUACAAGCCACGAAAGAUCUUCUAACUGAAGGACAAAGAAUUGCAUACGUUGGGGUGACAAGGCUAAUGAUCUACCAAAUGGUAAAAGAGGUUGAGGCUGUUCAUCCAUCAAGAUCCACAAAGAAGUACAUAGUUUCGGCAAUCGAUUCCAUGGCCAAAUGGGGCCAACAGAUGAUGAUACGGCUGUAUACACAUAUGGAUAUUGACUCUGCGGAACAAAUCAUGAUCGAGCAGCUGGCAGAGCAUGGUGUCCAACCAGCCGACCUUGUCCCACCACUUAUGAGAAAUUCGCGAAUUAAAAACCCUAUGUGUAGCGAGACUACGUUCAGACCUUCCACUUCCUCUGCUGCGGCGGAGGAUAAGCCCCCUAAUUCAAGUGAAACAUCGGUAGCUUCCGAACCGCGCUCGUCGCCAUCCGUACUACCCCCUCCCUACGACUACCGCGGCGAUGAAGAUUCGCCAAAUGUCAAAAUUCCGUCCGAAAUGCCGGCGUCAGAAAGUAUUGACGUCGAUAUUCGAUGGACUGUGCUCUGCGAUCUCUUUUUAGUUCUUAUUGCGGACUCAACGUACGAUGCUCGCUCACGGCGAUUAUUGGAGCGAGUUGGAGAGUCCUUGAAUGUGUCAUGGUCACAAAUAUGUCGGUUUGAAAAGCGGGUUAUUGAUGCUUUGGAAAUGCAAGAGGAGAAAAGUAAGGAGACCUGGGAUGAGGCAGGAAAUAUGGAAGCGCGGCGGAAACAAGCGCUAAAGAAGAGAUAUAUGAUCAUGGGCCUUGCAACCGUGGGUGGGGGAUUGGUAAUUGGCCUCUCAGCAGGGUUGCUUGCUCCAGUUAUUGGUGCGGGUCUUGCGGCGGGGUUUUCUACUAUUGGAAUCACGGGGACUGGUGCCUUCCUAGGAGGCGCUGGCGGUACAGCACUCAUAGCAUCUGGUGCUACGCUUACUGGUGGAACAAUUGCAGUCCGAGCGUCCCAUAGAAGAACUGGUGCCGUAAAAACGUUUGAAUAUCGGCCCUUGCAUAAUAAUAAAAGGGUCAACCUUAUUGUUACCGUUUCUGGGUGGAUGACUGGUAAAGUCGACGACGUCCGAUUACCGUUCAGUACUGUGGACCCUAUCAUAGGUGAUAUCUAUUCCGUUCUUUGGGAACCGGAGAUGCUUCAAAGUAUGGGAGAUACUAUUAAUAUUCUCGCUACAGAGGCUCUCACUCAAGGCCUUCAGCAAGUCCUAGGAAGUACUAUCCUUGUCGCUCUAAUGGCGUCUUUACAACUGCCAAUUGUGUUAACCAAGCUUUCGUAUUUGAUUGAUAAUCCGUGGAAUGUCUCCCUCGUCCGAGCCAAUGCAACCGGCCUCGUCAUGGCAGAUUCCAUCAUUGCUCGGAACUUAGGCAAUCGACCUAUAACCUUGAUAGGCUUCUCCCUAGGAUCACGCGUAAUCUUCUCUUGUUUGAAGGAGCUAGCGAGCAAAGGUGCCUAUGGGCUAAUUCAAAACGUCUAUUUGUUCGGUUCCCCAAUAGUCGCAAAUAAAGACGAAUAUAUGAAAGCGCGAAGCGUUGUAUCUGGCAGGUUCGUUAAUGGCUAUGCUUCCAAUGAUUGGAUUUUGGGGUACCUAUUCCGAGCAACCAGCGGUGGAAUUAUGCGGGUAGCCGGUCUUGCUCCUGUUGAGAAUGUUCCUGGCAUUGAAAACAUGGAUGCAACGCAGUUCGUCAAUGGGCACAUGGCCUAUCGCGCGGCGAUGCCAAAACUACUUCGCCAGCUAGGCUGGGAAGUGGAGAGCGAUGAGUUUACUGAAAUCGAAGAUCCUGACCCGGACAAACAUUCGGAAAGACAGCGAGAGUUGAUUCGCGAAAUCGAUGAAGCACGGAAAGAGGCUGAGGCACAGCCUGACAAAGCUAGGUUUGGUUUCUUCAAACGUGGAAAACUGGCCGAAAAAAAGGGGUGGGAAACUUACGAUGUCGAUCACAAGGACCAUGCUUCACGACGUUCUACCGAGAGCGGUGUCGGUUCUGCUUCUGAUCAUGUUCUGUUUGAUAUCGAUGCUAUCCGCGCCGAGUUAGAAUCGGAGCAAAUGGAAGUGAAACAGUUAGAGUCCACUCUACCCCCGAUAAAAAUUGAUCUCAAUGCACCGUCCCCACUGCCUCGAUAUUCAUCAAAUGAGAAGCCUUCGGCAAGUUCCGAGACGGUAUCGAAUACGGAGAUGCGAGAAACCGAUGACUACCCUUACCGUUUAUCUUCGGGAACAACAUCGCGUACUGAUAUUGGCCGCCCACGAAACUCAGACGAAGUCAACCAUGACAAUCAUGAAGACAACAUACAGAUGACUUUUGAUACGUCAUAUGUCAGCCCUCCUUCAUACUCACCACCGGCCUUGGCUUCAUCUUUAUCCCACGACUUGUCCCGUGAUUUGUCCUCUAGGAAUUUAACCCCAUCGCCAAUACCGUCUCAAGGAGCCAGCCCAAGGUUUGGCAGUAUUAAUCUCAACCACAAUGCGUGGGCUGAUGACGAUUACGAUGAACGAAAAGAUGGAGAUAUUAAGAUGACUUUUGGGUAG
Molecule: messenger RNA, 3276 nt
Organism: Histoplasma mississippiense
Lineage: Eukaryota; Fungi; Ascomycota; Eurotiomycetes; Onygenales; Ajellomycetaceae
Exons: 2
Coding region: 1-3276 (1091 amino acids)
Source: RefSeq, a predicted model, not a curated record